Molecule: messenger RNA, 1289 nt
Organism: Panonychus citri (citrus red mite)
Lineage: Eukaryota; Metazoa; Arthropoda; Arachnida; Trombidiformes; Tetranychidae
Product: developmentally-regulated GTP-binding protein 2-like
Exons: 8
Coding region: 116-1213 (365 amino acids)
Biological process (GO): cytoplasmic translation
Cellular component (GO): cytoplasm
Molecular function (GO): GTP binding; GTPase activity
Source: RefSeq, a predicted model, not a curated record
AAUCAUGUGUUUUUCUUUGAUGAAUUGAAACGUUUUGUUUUCGUUUUAAUUUUGUUAAUUUUCUAAAAUUUUCUACUAAUUGUGUUUGUCUAAUUAAUCGAUCAACUGUCUAACAAUGGGUAUUUUAGAAAGAAUUUCUGAAAUCGAAAAGGAAAUCGCUCGAACACAAAAGAAUAAAGCUACUGAAUAUCAUUUGGGUCUUCUCAAAGCUAAAUUAGCCAAGUAUCGAUCUCAACUAUUGGAGCCAACAGGUAAAGGUGCAGCUAAAGGUGAUGGAUUUGAUGUUAUGAAAUCAGGAGAUGCUCGUGUAGCAUUAAUUGGGUUCCCGUCAGUUGGAAAGUCAACAUUGUUAAACACUGUAACUGAAACUAAAAGUGAAUGUGCUGCUUAUGAGUUUACAACUCUAACAUGUAUUCCCGGUGUAAUUCAAUACAAUGGUGCUAAUAUUCAACUUCUAGAUUUACCUGGAAUCAUUGAAGGAGCUGCUCAAGGAAAGGGAAGAGGUAGACAAGUUAUCGCUGUCGCUAGAACUGCUGAUUUGGUUAUCAUUAUGUUGGAUGCUACAAAGAGUGAAAUCCAACGACAAUUACUUGAGAAAGAAUUGGAAUCAGUUGGAAUUAGGCUUAACAGGAGACGACCAAAUAUUUACUUUAAGGAAAAAAAAUCUGGUGGAAUUUCAUUCAACGCAACAUGUAAUCUGACGAAACUUGACGAAAAAUUGGUUUACGGAAUUUUACAUGAAUACAAAAUGUUCCAUGCUGAAGUUCUGCUUCGUGAAGACUCCUCAACGGACGAUCUAAUCGAUGUUAUCAGUAAAAAUAGAGUUUAUCUUCCAUGUUUAUAUGUGUACAACAAAAUCGAUCAAAUUUCCAUUGAAGAAGUGGACAAAUUGGCCCAUCGACCCUUCAGUGUAGUUGUUAGUUGCAAUAUGAAACUUAAUUUAGAUUAUUUCCUCGAAAGGCUUUGGCUUCAUCUCGCCCUGAUUCGAGUUUACACCAAAAAACCUGGAAAUGCACCCGAUUUUAAUGAUGCACUAAUCUUAAGAAGAGGAGCUUCAAUUGAGCACGUUUGUCAUGCUAUUCAUCGUUCGAUAGCCGAAAGUUUCAGAUAUGCUCUUGUAUGGGGAACAAGCACAAAAUACAGUCCGCAAAGAGUUGGUCUCUCCCAUAUUGUUCACCAUGAAGAUGUUGUUCAAGUUAUUAAGAAAGUUUGAAAGUUUUCCCAUUAAAUUGACAUCUAAAAACUUUUGGAAUACUGUCAAAUAAUUUAUUAAAUCAUUUUGAAUAUUA